UCUUUAAGCAAACAGAGCCUGCCCUAUAAAAUCCGGGGCUCGGACGGAAUCUCAUCCCUGACUUGGGGUCGCCUUUGGAGCAGAGAGGAGGCAAUGGCCCCCAUGCAGAACAAGGUGAUCUGCGCCCUGGUCCUGGUGUCCAUGCUGGCCCUUGGCACCCUGGCCCAGUCCCAGACAGAGACAUGUACAGUGGCCCCCCGUGAAAGAAAUAAUUGUGGUUUUGAUGGUAUCACACCCUCCCAGUGUGCAAGUAGGAGCUGCUGUUUCGAUGACAGCGUUCGUGGGGUCCCCUGGUGCUUCCAUCCUAACACCAUCGACAUCCCUCCAGAAGGUACGACCUUUUUAUACCAUGGGUUCUGAAGAUUUAGAAUUAGUUAGAAAAGCCACAUAAGACUGCAGAGGCUCUGAUCGGCAUCACCAGCUGUGCCUUUCCCUGGAGUCAUGGCCGCAGGUGGUGUCGCAAUGGGGUAGCCUGAGUCAGGCUGCAUUCAGGUCCGGGAAUA
Molecule: messenger RNA, 503 nt
Organism: Cercocebus atys (sooty mangabey)
Lineage: Eukaryota; Metazoa; Chordata; Mammalia; Primates; Cercopithecidae
Gene: TFF1
Product: trefoil factor 1
Exons: 2
Coding region: 94-360 (88 amino acids)
Biological process (GO): maintenance of gastrointestinal epithelium
Source: RefSeq, a predicted model, not a curated record